This is a messenger RNA of Daldinia childiae, 2520 nucleotides long. Its product is annotated as C5a peptidase. The coding region runs from base 1 to 2520 and encodes 839 amino acids. Gene Ontology annotation, molecular function: serine-type endopeptidase activity. The transcript has 9 exons. Gene Ontology annotation, cellular component: membrane; cell wall. NCBI's taxonomy places the organism in Eukaryota, Fungi, Ascomycota, Sordariomycetes, Xylariales, Hypoxylaceae. The record is from RefSeq and is a predicted model, not a curated record. Gene Ontology annotation, biological process: proteolysis.
AUGCGUGUAGGAUACUCCCUACUGCCGUUGCUGCUCGCUGCUUCUGGUAGCGCGCAGAGCGCAGAAUUCAUCUCACGCCGUGACCUCAAUGGCACUUUGAAGAUCGGCGAAAAUGCCACCCCGAGGCGGUUCAUCGUCGAAUUGAAGUCGCGUGCGCACAGAGCCCACGUCUCGGCCAAGGUUAAGGGACUCUCCGGGCUCCGCGUUGUGAAGGAGUUCGAUUCAGAUCUCUUCCCAGGCGUAAGCAUCGAGUGCGAGACUCACUGUAGCGCCGAGUCGCUCACAGACGCUCUUGACGCCGAUGAGGAUGGCCCUGUCGUAGCAUCGGUUUACAGAUCAACCCUCGUGCGUCUCUUGCCGGCCGCGAUCGAAGGCGAGUCGUUUAGCAACGAUGCGGCCGCUGCUAAUUACUCAGUACAUGGCUCGACAGGUGUCGAGAAGCUACAUCAAGCAGGAAUCAUUGGCGAGGCAUGGCCUGAUGUACCAGCCGAGCCCGACAACGAUCCGAUGGACGAAUAUGGCCACGGUACUCACGUCGCAGGAAUAAUUGCGGGCAAGAGUGACCAAUUUGUUGGUGUUGCUCCAGGUGCCAAAUUACUCUCCUUCAAGGUAUUCGGAAACAGUGGUUAUUCAAACGAAGAGGUGGUUAUCGAAGGGUUUCUCAAGGCCUUCGACUCGGGGGCUGAUAUCAUUAGCGCAAGUCUCGGAGAGAAUAGCGGCUUCACCUCCAAUGCUUGGGCCGUGCUAGCUUCGAGGAUGGUCGAACAAGGCUCAAAUGAGACACAGAUCGCUUACAUACCAUCGUCCGGUUUUUUCCCUAAUACCAUUCUCGGCUGGCCUAUCAAACCGGUGUCGCUCGACUCGUCUGUAGAGAAUGAUGCUUGUAGCCCACUACCGGCUAACACCACUAGCUUCAAUGGAACUAUCGCCCUGGCAAGAAUUGGAGGGUGUGAAGUUUCCGUCAAGCAUACCAACAUUGCAGCCUUCGGUGCACAAUACGUCUUAUUCUACAACGAUGAUAGACCGUACCAAACGUUAUAUACCAGCAAUACCACUGGUCUUAUAGCAGCUAUAGAGGCCCGCUCGGGUAAGGCAAUCGUCGAUGCAGUCGCCGCAGGUGUUGAAGUUACGGCAUCGUUUGACGUCGAUACCGCCCAUUACGUCGGCCUGUACAAUUCUGGUAGCGGCCGUCCGGCGCGAUACACGUCCUGGGGAGGAACCUACGAUCUAGCACUAAAACCAGAUAUUGCCGCCCCGGGUACCAAGAUCCUUUCUACUUAUCCAACCGACAAGUACCAAGUGCUUAGCGGCUCAAGCAUGGCUACUCCAUACAUUGCUGGCGUAGCCGCGCUGUGGGUAGGCAAGUUUGGUGGACGAGCCGCUCAUGCAGAUGAUCCUACGUGGGCUAAGCGGCUUACCGCAAGAAUCAUGGGCACCGCACGCGCUGUCCCUUGGGCUGACUGGUCUACAAGUACUACUGACUACGGGUUCUGGGCGCCUACUACUCAAGUAGGUGCUGGGUUUAUUGACGCCGAGCGCGUGUUGGAAUAUUCUACAGAGCUCGGGUUCGAAGGUCGCAAAUUCGAGCUUAAUGAUACAGCUCACUUUACCGGUACGCACUCGGUUGAUAUCACCAACUAUGGGGACAAGCCUAUCACGUACACAUUUUCGCUACAGGAUGCCGGCGGCUACGAUUCAUGGAGCCCGAUCAUACCGGGCCACCCACAAUCAUUUAUCCCCGGGCUCAAGCUCUACCCAGAGAUAAACCCAGUAAAGAUGACCCCUGAGGUGUCAUUCCCUAAGGGGGACUUCACUGUUGCUCCUGGCGAGAAAAAAACAGCUGAAUUUACUUUCACUGCCCCAGAAGGACUCAACACCAGCAGCCUACCCGUUUACAGCGGCAAGGUCUUAAUAAGCGGCGAUAAUGGCGAGCAACUUGGCGUUCCUUACUUUGGUGUUGCUUGCGACCUCAACCAAACCAUCACCAAUAUUUGGGACUACGGCAGUAAUUACCCUUGGUUGACAUCUGGGGUCUCGGACAAUAGAAUCCAGCAGAAGUCCAACUUUACCUUCAACCUUUCCCGCGAUGCGCAAGAUUUCCCUAAGCUUAAUACCGAAUUCGCCUGGGGUACGGAAGAGUUACGGUGGGAUAUCUUCGACGAGGAUUAUACAGAAUCCGACUGGACAUACCCACCUCAGGUCGGCAAGAAUAAAUAUGUCGGAUCGGCCACAAGUUGGAACGGUACGUCGAAGUCUCAAUGGUUCACACCGGGUCAAGACAGCGAGGAUGAUAUCUUUUCUUUCCCGCUAUACGACCAGCCGCGUGGUAAAUGGGGAAUCUACUACUGGCUAGGGCGAUUUGCCAACGGAUCGAGUAUCCAGGCUGGAUCUUACAGAUUCCGCAUCGCUACUCUGAGACCGUUGGGUGAUCCUCAAGUAUCGUACGAUUGGGACAUUUGGGAGACGCCAAAGGUUACAGUCCUACCACUAGAGAAGACAAAUACAUCGACUUCAAGAUAG